AGUUUGCUGAAUGGGCGUGCUCUAUUGGAGCCACUGAGCUGCAGCCUUAUUAUUCACUAACCGCAUCAUUUCGUAUCCAACGAGAGAAAACGUCACCCGGGAUGAAAACUCAUUAAUCUGAACGGCCAAUUAUUCAUCGUUUUUCACUCUACUCCACCUAAACCGCGUCGUUUGUACACUAACCGUCUGAAGGAGGAUCAGCAAAAAUGUUCUACACCUGUGGUCCCAACGAGGCUAUGGUGGUAUCAGGCUUCUGCCGUUCUCCACCUCUCAUGAUAGCCGGAGGCAGAGUGUUCAUCAUCCCCUGCGUUCAGCAGAUACAGAGGAUUUCCCUGAACACUCUGACUCUGAAUGUGAAGAGCGAUAAAGUCUACACCCGCCACGGAGUGCCCAUCUCUGUCACCGGGAUCGCCCAGAUGAAGAUCCAGGGUCAGAAUAAACAGAUGUUAGCUGCAGCCUGCCAGAUGUUCAUGGGAAAGUCAGAGGCUGAAAUUGCUCAGAUCGCCUUGGAGACGCUUGAAGGACAUCAGCGAGCCAUCAUCGCCCAUCUGACUGUUGAGGAAGCUCAUGCCAUGCAGGAGAAAAUAUCGGCUCAGUACAAGAAUGAGAUUGACAUGGCGAAAGCUCAAAGGGACUAUGAGCUGAAGAAGGCAGCCUAUGACAUUGAAGUCAACACUAAGAGGGCUGAAUCAGAGAUGGCCUACCAGCUGCAGGUAGCGAAGACGAAGCAGUGCAUUGAGAGUGAGAAGAUGCAGGUGCAGGUGGUUGAGCGGGCGCAGCAGAUCAUGCUGCAGGAGCAGGAGAUCACCCGCAAGGAGAAAGAGCUGGAGGCCAAGGUGAAGAAACCUGCAGAGGCUGAGCGGUACCGGCUGGAGAAGCUGGCUGAGGCUGAGCGUCUUAAGCUGAUCAUGGAGGCAGAGGCUGAAGCUGAGUCCAUAAGAGUUAAAGGUGAGGCUGAAGCAUUUGCAGUGGAGGCCAAGGGGCGUGCUGAGGCUGAGCAGAUGGUGAAGAAGGCAGAGGCCUUCAAGGAGUACAAGGAGGGCGCCAUGGUGGACAUGCUGCUGGAGAAACUGCCUUUGAUGGCAGAAGAGAUCAGCAGGCCUCUGUGUGAAGCCAAAAAAGUUACCAUGGUAUCCAGCGGAGGUGGAGAUGUGGGCGUGGCCAAACUGUCAGGAGAGGUGCUGGACAUCAUGACCCAGCUGCCUGAGGCGUUGGAGAAAAUGACUGGCGUAAACAUCUCCCAGGUGGCCUCUCAUACAGGCUGAAGAGAAUCAGCCAUGCGAUGACCAGGCAGUCCUUCCUCCCAGUGUCCAAUCAGCUGUCUGGAUUCCCUGCAUGAUUCUCUCAUCACGGCGUCAUUCUGCUGUGUGGCUGGUUCAGCUGGUUUGUGAUGUUUCUCUGUUGUGAAAAUAGUCUGAUUACAGUUACGAAUGUUAUUUCAUGUUAUGACUUUGUGCUUAGCGCUACUGCGUGCGUUUAGCCUCCAUCCAUCCUUGUACCUUCUGCUUAUCCAGUUCAGGGUCACGGGUAACAAGAAGCAGAGGAUAAUAUAAUCAUAUUUCAUGUAUUCUAUGAUGGUUUGAUGAACUUUCUUACUUUUUGAGUUUUACAUGACUGAUCUUUGUCUUUGUCCCUUUCUGUGUUUAUAUGUCACACUUCUGUCUGUGUGCCCGUUUACCAUUAAUAAUUCCUUCAUAACUCUGUGUGUGUGUGUGUGUGUGUGUGUGUCCACACUGCCUUGCUGCCAAACCUUAAGUGCUUCUUAGCAUGAGCAUGUGCUAAAACAUGCAACCAAAACCUUCAUUUACUAAUCCUACUAAUAUUGCAUAUUAUCAUAUAAUCACUGACAUGCAUUUUAACCCAUCAGUCUUUUCUCUACAUGUAUUUCUGAAAUAAAUUUGGUGUAUAAAGGUUCAGGGUGAAUAUUUCUGAUAUUAUCUGUAAACUUCAGCGUUAAUAUGUAUAGGGUUUUUAAAAUGUGUUGUCUUUCUUUUUUUUUUUCUUUUCUUACUGUUUUAUAUUUUAUGAUCCGUGGUACUUUAACAGUACGAUCUAUUGGGGCCACUUUAUUUCAGGCAUAUCAGUAAGUUAAUUAUUCUUUAUUUGUAAACUGAUGCUCCGGUGAAUCGUCUUUCUUUUCCUGUUGAGCCUCGGCUUGGAGAUAUUAGGUUAAGAUCAGCUACAGGAAAGAAAAAUGGGAUUCUGUUUGUCCCAACCAGGAGCUUCAACUGCCUUAAGUCUGUACCACCCUGCAGUCCACUAAUACAUGAUGUGUACUACAAAUCUUAAGUAAAGUGGUUCCCAGUGAUAACAGUUAUGUAGCAGCUCUCAUAAAGGUGGAGCCAGUCAGACUGAAUUUAAAUGUGUGAAAUACAGCUUUGCUUUUCAUAGUAGCAAUGAGAAUAUCCCUGUGUAUUCAUAACACAAAGUAUUUGUUAGUAUAUAACGCUUUGGCGUAAUGUGAAGCUAAAUAUUUCGAUUGUUAAGUGAGGGCAGCUCGCGCUUCAAGGAAAGGGGUGUUUGCUGCUCUGUUUAUUUUUUCUUUACGUUUGCUUGCUGUAGUUUGUGCUCUAUAUUCUACUGAAGGUGUAAUACUAGCUCUAAAGUAUUACGAUAGUACCUGUAAAGUAUCCUGAUUUGCCUUUUGUCACCACCCAAUCAAACUGUAUCCCUCUACCUCACCAUUACCCUCUGGGGCUAGUUAGGAAAAUAUCUUUAUGGACACGUUUUAAUACAUCAGAAGGGAUUUAAACACUGAAGAUGGAUAUAUGGUUUUGUUUUAACUGAGCAGUUUUGUCUCCAGCUCUAAACACUGUUUGUGACUUCUCUGCACUCCUGGUUACAGCACAACCACACGUGCUGUAAGUGUCCUGAGGGUACAUUUUAUUUUUCAUAUAUGAGUACUACUGUUAUUAUGCAUGCAUCAACACCUGUCACUCUUAUACUGUAAAGUAAUAUUGCAAAUGCAUAUGUUUGAAGUCAGGACACAGUAGGCGUGUGCAGCUUCACUGUGGAGUUACCAAAGUAGGAGAUUACCCAGCUAUAGAAAUGGAAGUGUGCUUUCAUUACUGGAUCAGCACUAAAUAUGGAUAUAUAUGUAUGUGUAUGUAUUUAUACAGUUUAUAUUUGAUACAGUAUCAGUGUAGAGCACUGUUUGCAUCACCACUAACAGCUUGACUAAUUCAUUAUAAAUGUAUUUUAGGCAGUUUAUUAGUUUUCUGUGAUGUUUCAGACCCUGUUGUGUUGCAUUCGUGAUGUUUGACCAAAGUGGAUGUUUGCUUUUUAUUUUUCUUCCGUGUACUUUAGGAAAAUGUCGUUCUGCUCUUCUAUACACAAAAUCCUUGUCAUUUAAAUGCAAAAGGGGAAACGACUUCAAUCUUUACUGUUUGUGAAAAAAGAUUUAUUGUAGCUAUUAAAUGUUCCACUGCUGUCUUUCUUUACUCACCUGUUUUUUUUUCUUCUAAUUUUAGCUUCUUUUUUCAUUUUUUUUUUUUUUUUUUCCCCAUCUGUGAGGUCUUGAAUUGUCACUGCAUAAUAAACAAUUUUCACACGCAUAAGGGGAUCCCAAUAAACGCUUUCAUCAUCA
Messenger RNA from Neolamprologus brichardi, 3586 nucleotides. Lineage: Eukaryota; Metazoa; Chordata; Actinopteri; Cichliformes; Cichlidae. The record is from RefSeq and is a predicted model, not a curated record.